Messenger RNA from Salvia hispanica, 1927 nucleotides. RefSeq names its product Tetratricopeptide repeat (TPR)-like superfamily protein. The record is from RefSeq and is a predicted model, not a curated record. NCBI's taxonomy places the organism in Eukaryota, Viridiplantae, Streptophyta, Magnoliopsida, Lamiales, Lamiaceae. Gene Ontology annotation, molecular function: protein binding.
AUCUAAAAAAAUUCAUAUCUUGCCGAAAAAUUCGCACUCACUCGCGAAGCCGGAGCAAUUUCUGGGUGCAUCAGUGUGUGUUGUGUGUGUGGGUGUAAAGCUGAGGAAAAAAUUCAAUCAAAGCUAUGAGAGUGUUGGAAGGCUAAAGAAAAAAUGCCUCAAGCAAUAAUGUUUUUGAAGCCCUUCAUUUCUGCUCCAUCAGCUUCAAUUUGGAGCGAAUCGAUUGGCAGCAAGAAUGGAGUUGAUGCUAACAUUAGGAUAUGUAAGAGGGCCGAGGUGGUGUGCUUUGGAAUGCUGGCGCCGCGAAAGUUCAUGCAGAGGAGGAGGAAAGUCGAGGUUUUCAAGGAUGCUGCGGAUGAGGCGGAUCAGAGGAGCUGGAGGAAGUUGAUGCUCGAGAUGGAGGAAGCUGACUCUGCCGUUGAGGUGCUCAAGAGCCGGAGAGUCAAGAACCAGGCUCUGCCUAAAGAUGUCGUGGUUGGGACGCUCGUCAGAUUUAAGCAGCUCAAGAGAUGGAACCUUGUUAGUGAGAUACUCGAAUGGCUGCGGACUCAGCAUUGGUGGGAUUUCAAGGAGAUGGACUUUCUGAUGCUUAUUACAGCCUAUGGAAAACUCGGGAACUUCACUAAAGCCGAGAGGAUCAUGAAUUACAUGAUAAAAAAUGGUUAUCCGCCUCACGUUGUAUCCUACACUGCUCUUAUGGAAGCGUACGGGAAAGGAGGUCAAUACAGUCAGGCAGAAGCAAUCUUUCGUAGAAUGCAAUCCUCAGGCCCCGAACCAUCUGCAGUGACGUAUCAAAUAAUUCUCAAAACGUUUGUGGCGGCUAACAAAUUUAAAGAAGCCGAAGAAAUCUUUGAAACCCUACUCGAUGAAAAGAUUUCACCUCUAAAACCGGACCAGAAAAUGUUCCACAUGAUGAUUUACAUGUACAAGAAAUCAGGGGAGUUUGACAAAGCUCGUAAACUAUUUGCAUUGAUGACUGAGAGAGGAGUCGAGCAAAAUACAGUGACUUAUAACAGCUUGAUGUCGUUUGAAACCAACUACAAAGAGGUUGCCAAUAUCUUCGACCAGAUGCAAAGGUCGAUUUAUCGACCUGAUGUUGUGAGCUACGCUCUUCUCAUCAACGCCUAUGGAAAAGCUAGAAGAGAAGAAGAAGCUUUAGCUGUGUUUGAAGAGAUGCUUGAUGCUGGUGUGAGGCCGACGCAGAAAGCAUACAACAUCUUGCUAGAUGCAUUUGCGAUAUCCGGGAUGGUAGAGCAAGCACGAGUCGUCUUCAAGAGCAUGAGACGGGACAGAUGCACUCCCGAUCUCUGCUCUUACACGACUAUGCUAUCGGCCUAUGUUAAUGCAUCUGAUAUGGAUGGUGCUGAGAAAUUCUUUAAAAGGAUAAAGCAAGACGGGUUCGAGCCGAACGUUGUCACCCAUGGUACUCUCAUCAACGGGUACGCUAAAGCAAACGAUCUCGAGAAGAUGAUGGAGAAGUACGAGAGCAUGCGCCUCGAAGGAAUCAAAGCCAAUGCGACCAUAUUCACUUCCAUCAUGGACGCUUUCGGGAGGAACAAGGAUUUUGGCAGUGCCGUGAUUUGGUAUAGUGAGAUGGUGUCGAGUGGCGUCGUGCCCGACCAGAAGGCCAAGAACGUACUCCUGUCUCUGGCGAAAACACCGGAAGAACAGCUCGAAGCUACGCAACUCGUGGAGAAUCCUUCUUCAGGCCGACUCUCGAAUGGAAUCGCAAGCAACAAAGUCGAGAACAUGGACGAUAGCGAAGACGAAGAUGAAGACGAGGGGAAAGUAUUGGAUGAUGAAUUUGAUGAGUUGACAAUUAGCAGCAAUGAUCAAUUAGUAGAAGCUCAUGCUUUGUGAAAAUUGUCAUGAAAUUUUGGAUGAUUUUGAUUUUGGUUGUUGCUAUAAUUGCAUAUAGUGUUGAUAA